AUGGAUUCUCAGGAUCCGUCUGCACCACUACCACCGCUUCGUCCCCACCACCUGCCCCACCCUCAACAAACCCCGACCAUCUAUGCGGGUCCACCACAAACCCAUCACACUCAAUCCCAACAGCACAACAACCUUUACACCAUUUCCAACAACAACAAUUCUGCCACCACCACCGCUACUAUGAUGCAACAACAAAAUUUGUACCCCUUUAACACCAUGGCUUCUGCCUCUGCGUCCAAGCCACUGGAUCAUCACUUCUCUGAUAAAUUGGUUUCAGGUGGCGAAGGGGAGGCUGGAGGGUUCAGCAUCGAUUCUGCCAGAAAGAAAAGGGGUCGGCCCAGAAAGUACUCACCUGAUAACAGCAUUGGUUUAGGUCUGUCCCCUGAUCCUGCCACCAAGAUUUCCUCUGCCAUGGCCCUUACUGAUUCUGGUGGUGGGGCCCCAUUGUUUGAAACUGCUGCGAAGCGCAACCGUGGAAGGCCUCCCGGUUCCGGAAAGAGACAGUUGGAUGCUCUAGGAGCACAGGGAGUUGGAUUUACACCACAUGUCAUUACAGUGAAAGUGGGUGAGGAUAUAGCUGCAGAGAUCAUGGCUUUCUCACAGCAAAGUCCUCGUACUGUUUGCAUUCUAUCUGCUAAUGGUGCCAUAUGCAAUGUCACCCUUCGGCAACCAGCAAUGUCCGGCUGCACAGUAACAUAUGAGGGUCGAUUUGAAAUCAUCUCUUUGUCAGGUUCCUUCUUCCAGUCGGAGAGUAACGGUAGCAGCCCAACUGGUGGCCUGAGUGUCUCAUUGGCUGGAUCAGAUGGUAGAGUUUUGGGUGGUGGAGUUGCUGGAAUGCUUAGAGCCGCAUCACCAGUACAGAUUGUGGUGGGUAGCUUCAUUGCAGAUGGGAAAAAACCCAAGUCUGAGCCAUCUUUGGCUGCACCUGUGCAUAUGUUGAACUCCGGUGCUCCAGCGAUGGGGGUCGGUCCUUCUUCAAGCGAUUCAUCUGAGAAUGAUGUUGGUCCUCUUAAUCAUAGCUCAGAACCUUACAGUGCCCAGCAAAUUCCAAACAUGUCAAUGUAUUCAAAUAUGGGCUGGCCAAAUUCCACCAUCAAAAUGUUUCCUAAUUAA
Fraxinus pennsylvanica is the source of this 1113-nucleotide messenger RNA. NCBI's taxonomy places the organism in Eukaryota, Viridiplantae, Streptophyta, Magnoliopsida, Lamiales, Oleaceae. The record is from the annotation of a GenBank genome assembly.